This is a messenger RNA of Chrysemys picta bellii (western painted turtle), 1471 nucleotides long. RefSeq names its product olfactory receptor 11A1-like. The record is from RefSeq and is a predicted model, not a curated record. NCBI's taxonomy places the organism in Eukaryota, Metazoa, Chordata, Testudines, Emydidae. Gene Ontology annotation, cellular component: membrane. Gene Ontology annotation, biological process: G protein-coupled receptor signaling pathway. Gene Ontology annotation, molecular function: odorant binding; G protein-coupled receptor activity; olfactory receptor activity.
AUGGUGUUUGCUGUUUGUCAACUACAGGAGAAAUGCCAGGAACAGGACUCCAACCUGUAUAUGACUUUAAUUGACCUGACAAAAGCUUUUGAUACAAUGCCUUUUGUGAUGGACACUGGGAUUGGCAUCCGAUACUGGACUGAUGGCAAGCUCUUCAACCUAAGGAGACUACAGGCAAAGACAAAGGUACAAGAAGUGUCUGGUCAUGAUCUUCAGUUUGUUGAUGACUGUCCUCUGAAUGCCAAAUCUCAGUCUGACACGCAGCGGAGUAUGGAAUAUUUCUCUUCAGCUUGUGACAAUUUUGGUCUCACAGUCAACAUCAAUGAGGCAGAAGUUAUGUACCAGCCUGAACCAGGAAAGCCUGACAUAGAAUCUACUGUCACAGUGAAUGGCCAAACCCUCCAGGCAGUGGACAAGUUCACCUACCUCAGCAGUACACUGUCAUGUGUGGUUCACAUCAAUGAUAAAACCAAAUCCAGAAUUGCCAAAGCAAGUGUGGCCUUUGGUAGACUAUGUGCAAAUAUUUGCAUCACAUGGAGAAUGGAGAAAGCAGAAGGGGAAAAUGAAACAUCUAUCACAGAAUUCAUCCUGCUGGGAUUCGGGAAUCUCCCUGCACUGCAAAUUCUUUUCUUCUUGCUGUUUCUAGUGAUCUACAUAGUCACCAUGACCGCAAAUAUGCUCAUUGUUGCGCUAGUUGUGGCUGAUCAGCACCUUCACACCCCCAUGUACUUCUUUCUGGGGAAUUUGUCCUGUGUGGAAAUCUGCUACACCUCCACCAUACUGCCCAGGAUGCUGGCCAAUUUCCUGACUGGAGACAAGACCAUUUCUGUGACAGGCUGCAUUGUACAAUUUUAUUGGUUUGGUGUUUUAGUGACUGUUGAGUGUUAUCUGCUAGCUUUGAUGUCUUAUGAUCGAUACUUAGCGAUAUGUAAACCUUUGCACUAUGCAGCCCUUAUGAAUGAUAGGUUUUGUAUGCAGCUAGCAGCUGGAUCAUGGCUAAGUUCAUUCAUAGUUCUUACCAUAUUAAUAUGUUUGGUGUCACAAUUAGUCUUCUGUGGCCCCAAUGAAAUUGAUCAUUUCUUUUGUGAUUUCACCCCCAUGAUUAAACUCUCCUGCAGUGACACCAAUAUGGUUACCCUGGCGACUCUCAUAUUCUCCUCCAUAGACAUUGUUUCCCCAUUUAUUUUGACCCUGACAUCUUAUGUUUAUAUAAUCUCCACCAUCCUGAGAAUCCCUUCCGCCACUGGGAGGCAAAAGGCAUUUUCCACCUGCUCCUCCCACCUUAUCGUGGUUACAGUUUUCUAUGGCACCCUAAUGAUUGUUUAUAUAUUACCCAACACUGGUUCACUGAGAGCCCUGAACAAAAUUUUUUCUAUCCUUUACACUGUCUUGACACCCCUGAUCAAUCCCCUCAUCUACAGCCUGAGAAACAAAGAUGUCAAGGAGGCCCUGAGACGAGCUCUCCGGAAAG